Molecule: messenger RNA, 792 nt
Organism: Penaeus indicus
Lineage: Eukaryota; Metazoa; Arthropoda; Malacostraca; Decapoda; Penaeidae
Exons: 3
Coding region: 88-792 (234 amino acids)
Source: RefSeq, a predicted model, not a curated record
CGCUGUUAGUGAUAAGAGCAUUGCCUUGGCGUCCGGGGGUCUCUCUCCUUUGGCGUCCCGCGAGCACCUCAGAGUCCGUUUCUCGCCAUGAAGCUUGUGCUGCUGCUCGCGCUCGCGGGCCUGGCCGCUGCGCGCCUUCCGUCCAGCGCCGAGGACUCCGGGAGGAACUCCUGGGGCGGGAGGGUGCGGUCUCUGGACGAUGACAGCGACGACAUGAAUCCCGAAGUUGAGGAUCCUUUGCUAUCGAUCCUGCGGCUCGCCCUCGGAGGCACUGCCUUGGCUCCCGCAAGCGACCUUGCGAGCCAAUCUGCAGCUCGCCUUGCCCACAGGGCGCGCGUCUCCGGCUCCAACCGCUUUGCUGCUCCUGAAGCUGGUCGUGUCCAUCGUCUCCAACAUCCGAAGGCGCAGAAGAGGAUCGAGCCUGUCCCUGCUCUUGUAUCAGCACCCGGCCUGGGACUCUCCCUCCCUCAAACUCCUGCUUCUCCAGCUCAGUCGAAGGGCGGCCCUCUGUCUGACUCUCAGCUUCCUCGAGCGGCCGCCAAGGCUCCAGCUCCUGCUGAGACUCCUCAGCAAAUACUGUUCCCUGUUCCUGCCUUGGCUCCUUGGCUACGGCUGGAGUCUGACGCUCGCCCUGACGGAGUCAGGGCAUCUCAGGCUGCCCCGAGAGCGCCCUCCAGACCCACCCAGCCACGAGCGCAGUCUCCGACUUCUCUCUACAGAUCUCUGGCCCUCAGGAACCGACUCGCAUCCCGACUUCUCCAGAGAACCUCAGAUAUCAGUAGUGAGGAAUAA